Molecule: messenger RNA, 456 nt
Organism: Ctenocephalides felis (cat flea)
Lineage: Eukaryota; Metazoa; Arthropoda; Insecta; Siphonaptera; Pulicidae
Product: 58 kDa phosphoprotein-like
Exons: 2
Coding region: 1-456 (151 amino acids)
Source: RefSeq, a predicted model, not a curated record
AUGGUCAUUGCUUUUGAUGCCACCAUUGGCAGUCCAGUUCCCCAAAACUGGGAGAUUCCAAACACAAAUUUCUCCAUACCGAGUCCUCCAGGAAUCGAUUUCGGAAACUACGUUAACGGAUUCAACCCCAACAAUUUCAGUAUUCCGAACCAGCAGAUCAUAACAGAUUAUUUCCCAGGAGGCUUUUCUAACUUCACUGGAAAUUUUCCUACUUUUCCAGAAGGAAUACCAACUGGCAUGCCUACUGGACUUCCCAGUUUCCCUACCGGAAUGCCUAACUUUCCUAGCGGAAUACCGAAUUUUCCUUCUGGAAUACCAAGCUUUCCUACUGGAAUGCCAAAUUUUCCUACAGGAAUACCAAACUUCCCAUCCGGAAUUCCUAAUUUUCCCACUGGAAACAUCCCAAAUGUUCCAGGAUUACCACCAAUUCCAACAAAUAUAAAUAUCAAUAACUAA